Messenger RNA from Sceloporus undulatus (fence lizard), 1069 nucleotides. RefSeq lists its product as uncharacterized. The transcript has 5 exons. The record is from RefSeq and is a predicted model, not a curated record. The coding region runs from base 86 to 757 and encodes 223 amino acids. Lineage: Eukaryota; Metazoa; Chordata; Lepidosauria; Squamata; Phrynosomatidae.
GCCUGGCCCUGCAGCAGGGCUCUAGCCUCCUCACAGCUGAGCCUGGUUUUGGUUUGCUGCUUCUCCUUCUCCUUCUUCUUCUGUAAUGGCUGCUAGGAAGUGGCACUUUUGGACUGGCCCCGAAACCCAGUGCCUUCUGGGGAUUUUGGGCAGAAACAGGGACAUAGACAUAAUCAUGGGCUCCUCUCCCCACCCAACCAAGGCAAUAUAUGCCAAAAUUGCCAGGAGGCUGGAAAGGCAGGGCUUCAGCCGGACUCAGGUGCAGGUCUCUGCCAAAGUGAAGGUCCUGCGCAAUGCCUUCUAUAAGGCCAUGCGGGCUUACAAUGGUGACCCUCCCAGACGCGCCCAGCCUCACUAUUUUAGGGAGAUGUACCAGCUCUGGGAGAAGGCCGGGCGCCCGCACCGGGAGACAUGGGCCGCAGCCGCAAGGCAAGGCAGACGCCAAAGGGCUGUGGAGCUGGAGGAUGAUCCGAGGGCAGGCGCACACCUCCCUCCCAACGCACAGCCCAGAGCAGUGUUCGCUGGUGCAGAGAGGCUGGCACCACUGCCUGUCGCUGUGGAGCCCAGAUUGGCAAUAGAGCACAACAGACAAGUGGUGGCCAUCCAAGAGCAGCUGUCACAAGUGCUGGAGCAUCUGAGGCAAGUGACAGAUCAGCUGGGCACUGUAGAGAAGAGGCUGGCACAACUGGAGGCCACCGUUGACUGCCACACAAUAUGGAUCGACCGUUUCGUAGCCUCCAGAUCCCCCCCUCAUUGAGAGGGCUGUUUUUUUAAUGCAUUUAUGUUAAUUAUGCCAUUUCAGUUCAUUGAUGUAAAUAGCUAAAAUAGUGUGUUUGUAUGCAUGCGCGCACGUGUGUCUGUGUGCAUGGUGUUUGAUGAGCAUUGUCUCCCAUUUUUAUUUUGUGUUUCCCCCAGUGUGUUGUGUUUUAACAGACUCUGGGUUUUUUGUUUUGGGGGGUAAAGUCCCAAUGUCUUCUGUCAUUUUUGCAUGUGGCUUUUGUAUAGCCAGAGCAUUGUAAAUAUUUUUCCCCAAAAGUUAUUUUAUAAUACAAUCUAAAUUACAAGUAAU